Haplochromis burtoni (Burton's mouthbrooder) is the source of this 2279-nucleotide messenger RNA. RefSeq names its product engrailed homeobox 1a (gene en1a). The record is from RefSeq and is a predicted model, not a curated record. The transcript is spliced from 2 exons. Gene Ontology annotation, molecular function: RNA polymerase II cis-regulatory region sequence-specific DNA binding; DNA-binding transcription factor activity, RNA polymerase II-specific. NCBI's taxonomy places the organism in Eukaryota, Metazoa, Chordata, Actinopteri, Cichliformes, Cichlidae. The coding region runs from base 251 to 1126 and encodes 291 amino acids. Gene Ontology annotation, biological process: multicellular organism development; regulation of transcription by RNA polymerase II; neuron differentiation. Gene Ontology annotation, cellular component: nucleus.
GGUGUGUGGGAGUAGUGUGCAACAGCGACCACAGUCAGUCUUAUAGUAAAUCAACGACCAUGACCCUCUGGAGCGCCUUUGCGCAGGGAGGAUGCCCACAGUUUCCGAAUAAUGACAACAACCAGCACCAUUCCGGUGAGAAAAUAACUAUGUUUUAGUGCUUUCCGUAGUCAUAAUUUGGAUACAAAAUAAACUCACGCAGUGGAAGUGGAUUAAGAGAACAGAAACCAGGUUCUUCAGAGAAGCACCGAUGGAGGAGCAGCGGGAUCUUAACAGCUCGGAUAGCAGCGAGGGGGAGAGCGUUUCCCCGUCUCCCAGCCUGCCCUCCCCGCCUAUAUUGCCUCUACAGGUCGCCCAACAGGCCCACAGAACCACCAACUUUUUCAUUGACAACAUUUUGAGACCGGACUUUGGCUGCAAGAAGGAGCACGGCCUUGGCCUGCGGGAGAGGGCGCAGACAUCCGGUCGGGAGCGCGUCCACCCGGCGAUCAGCAGGCCGAGCCUUCCAGGGACGCCGUGCCAGGACUCCAACUGCAGUACUGACAGUAGUUCGUCCUCUGCCUCCUCCGCUUCUUUGGCAAGUCCCAAAAAAAGCAACGUUACCGGCGGAGGAGCCGCAGCCGCUCCCUCUACCGGUAACGGCCAAGGCGUAAAAGCAGAGGGGAGAACUGGCACUGGGGCCGGGGAAAAUACCUCGUCUUCGCUGGUGGUGCUGAACGGCACCGCGGCGCCCACACCGGAGACGCAGCCACUGCUCUGGCCUGCCUGGGUUUACUGCACCCGAUACUCGGACAGGCCCUCAUCUGGCCCAAGGACACGGAAACUGAAAAAGUCAAAAAGCGGCAAAGAGGACAAACGGCCACGCACGGCCUUCACGGCCGAGCAGCUGCAGAGACUGAAGACAGAGUUCCAAGUGAAUCGCUACAUCACGGAGCAGCGGCGCCAGUCUCUGGCCCAGGAGCUCAACCUCAACGAGUCCCAGAUCAAAAUAUGGUUUCAGAACAAAAGGGCCAAGAUCAAAAAGGCCAGUGGCUUCAAGAACGGGCUGGCCCUUCAGCUGAUGGCGCAGGGACUUUACAACCAUUCCACCACCACCAUCCAGGAGGACAAGGAGGACAGCGACUGAUGAACACGACUUCCUUCUUACACUCACGCUGUACAUUGUAAAUAAUAAUAUCUAAUUUAACGUGGAGGAUGGGGGACCGAGCUAGUGUCCUCUUCCUCGUCUCCUCCUCUUCAGAAGUGACUCUAGAGCAGAAGAUUCGAGCAGACUGACCUGCCACCGCCAAACCAAAGAUUUUAUUGAGAAAUAGACACUUUCAGAAACGUUAAUAAGCAGCAGCACCCUUGAUGUUAGACUGAAGUGUACCCUCACCCAUCCAUUCCUCCUCACAGCCAUAACAGGCGCACACCAGCUGAUGUUCUGGGGCAUUUUUACUUUACUAAUGGUAGUUGCUUUCGUUCUGGAACGCGCUGCUGACCACUUCCAACAGCCAUACGAGUACUUUACUAAUCCUGCGGUCAGUUUGAAUACGGUUCAACACACAGUUUGAGUACCAAAUGUGAACAACGUGGUUCUGUCAUUUCAAAAGACACAAGAAAUCCCUUUGAAUUUGUUAGGAACGUCUCAUGCAAUCUGUUACAGUGAAAACACAUGUGGGAUCUGAUCUAAAUAGAGGAUUCUGUAUGAUGCCCUUUGAGAAACCACACGGAAAAUAUAAAAAAAACAGUAUUAUAAAUAAUAAGUUAAAAUUUUAAUUGCUGAGAGAAAGCCUCUAUAAAAGCCCAUCGUGAAUAUUUUGUGAAUAUUUUAUUGCUACAGCAGCACAUAAAACGUGUUGUGGUCCUUUUUCACUUUCAGACAUACACGCUAAAACUGAAACAACAACGCCUUCACACAAACACAACAUCUGCAGCUUAGCCACACUCUCUGUUUUUGUGCCACUUCUUUUAUCUAAUCGGCCGAUCAAUAAAAAGAAAUAAACAAACGAACAAAGAAAUUUAAAUCAAAUCAAAUCAAAUGAACGUGUGAGCUGUACUGCAUUUUCAUAACGUCACCGUGUGUGUGUGCACCUGCAGCGGUUUCUUAGUCGAAAUUGUGUAAUUGUGUUUUCUGAGAUUAAUGUCUCUUAAACGGACCCAAGGAUUACUACAGCGCUUCUGUGCGUCAUUUCCUCUGGUGCAAAGUGGCCUGAGACACUCGGCAAACAGCAUCGCACUAUUUGAAAUACAUCUUGAAAUACAUUAUGUACAAUUUCAAAUAAACACUUUUAUAUUGG